AAGAACAGGCGUUUAGCCAUGACACAAACCCAGCACACAAUGCGCAGCUGCAGCAGCAGCAGCAGCGAUUUACAGCAUGCGCAACAGCGACGUCGACGCCAAAUGUCAACGCAUUGUUCGACGCUGCUGCUGCUGUUGCUCGUGAUCAGCUGUGGCAUUUCCGUUGCCUUCGCUGCGACAGCGCAGUCGCGCUUGUCUCAACCCCAGGGCAGAAUACGGCCGCCGCGUGAGAUAUAUGAGGACGAUGCCGGCGCCGCAGCUGCCGCUGCUGCAGCCGCCGCCGAUGCCGAGGCUGCGGAGGCAACAAGCUGCUGCCAGGGCGCAGCAGCCACAUCUGUCGAGCCUGUCACGCUUUCACUGGAACUGGGAAAUGUGACAACAGACUACGAUGGCUCCGGCGAGACCUCCUCGAAGGAGACUUUCAAGCGCAGCGUGGCACGUGCUGCCAUUCGGAACGCGACGCCAGCGAGCUGCUCGCCACAGCCGACGAUCGUGGAGCUGAAGCCACUGACGGAGCAGGGCGGGGAGCAGACGGCCUCGAAUGUCUACUAUUUGCCGGCGUGCACGCGCAUCAAUCGCUGCAACGGAUGCUGCGGCUCCACGCUGAUCUCGUGCCAGCCGACGGAGACGGAGACGCUGCAGCUGCGCGUGCGCAAGGUGGAGCGCUUCGGGGCGAGCAGCAAGCGGGGCUAUGCCAUUGUCAAUGUGGAGCAGCAUUUGGCAUGCAAAUGCGAUUGCCGCAUCAAGGCCGAGGACUGCAAUGCGUACCAGGAGUACCGCAAGGAUCUCUGCCGCUGCGAGUGCCAGAACACAGAUGCGCGCGACAAGUGCCUGGAGCAAUCGGAUCACAAGUAUUGGGACGACGCCAACUGCACCUGCGCGUGCCGCUACAACCAGAGCUGCACUACCGGCACCGUCUUCGACGAGGCCCAAUGCAAAUGCACCGAUCCCUCGGCGCCCAGCGAUGUGGCCGACCGUCGACGCUUCAUCGUACAGGCAGUGGAGGCCGUGGAGCCGGACAACAGCACCCUAUACAGCGUCUAGGAGGGCAACCCAAUUACAAUACUUAUUUAUAUAAAACCUAUAGCU
Molecule: messenger RNA, 1089 nt
Organism: Drosophila arizonae
Lineage: Eukaryota; Metazoa; Arthropoda; Insecta; Diptera; Drosophilidae
Gene: Pvf1
Product: PDGF- and VEGF-related factor 1
Biological process (GO): positive regulation of protein autophosphorylation; positive regulation of cell population proliferation
Cellular component (GO): membrane
Molecular function (GO): growth factor activity; growth factor receptor binding
Source: RefSeq, a predicted model, not a curated record